CAGCUUGCGCUAAGCCAGCAACCUAAUCAGGUAUUCUAUCGAAAGUUGAAAGGCAAUGCUCCUCAGUUGUAAUUCGACAUCCGUUCAGUUCACACGCGAGUUACAUUGUGUAUUAGUGUCGGGAAUAAAUCGAAAGUUAUAUCGAAGAAAAAGACAUGAUUGUCGCCGAAGCUUGGAAAGCAAGCUACCUCUACUGGGUGUUCCCGGUCCUGAUCGUCGCUACGGUCUUCGCAAUCCUCGGUCUUUUCGGCGUGGUCUUCGCAAUCAGACUCUUCGCCAAAUACACCUGUGGCCAGUUCCGAAAGCCGACCAGAAUGGACGGAAAGACCGUUAUUGUCACGGGUUGUACCGGCGGUAUCGGGAAGGAGACUGCCAGAGAACUGGCUAAGAGAGGAGCCAGGGUCAUCAUGGCUUGCAGGAAUUUGGAGGCGGCUGAGAAAGUCAAAGCGGAAAUCAUCGAAGACACAAAGAACACUAAAGUCAUCGUCAAAAAACUGGACCUCAGUUCAUUCGCGUCCAUCCGCGAGUUCGCCGCCGAUAUCAACAAGACUGAGACCAAACUGGACGUCUUAGUUCACAACGCUGGAUACGCGGACACCUUCAAAAAGAGGAAAACCGUCGACGACAUCGAAAUGACCAUGGAGACGAACCAUUAUGGACCUUUCUUACUCACACAUCUUCUCAUUGACUUGUUGAAGAAAAGUGCUCCUUCAAGAAUCGUCGUAGUCGCUUCGUCUUUAUACCGUAUUGGUGCCUUCAACAUCGACAACCCGAACCCAGUGGAUACGCUCCCAGGGUACCUGUACUACGCUUCUAAAGAAGCAAACAUCCUCUUCACGAGAGAACUAGCGAGAAGACUCGAAGGGACAGGCGUGACCGUCAACUGCCUGCAUCCAGGUUUAAUCGAAUCUGGUAUCUGGAGCUCCGUGCCACCUCCAUUGAGCUGGAUGCUUUACCCCAUCAUCAAGUGUUUCUUCAAGAACCCCCAGCAAGGUUGCCAGACCACAGUCAUGUUGGCAGUUGACGAGAAAUUGGAGAAAGUUUCGGGAAAAUACUUUUCUGACUGCAGAGAGAGUUCACUGUCAAAUUCAGUCAGCAAUAUGACAAGAGCGAAAAAAGUCUGGGAAAUUUCUGAGAAAAUGGUCAAAUUGGGCGAAGAUGACCCUAGAAUUGAAGCGUAGAAGCAAAAGUUAAUAAUUAUGCAAUUAUUUAUUUUCUCAGUGCUAUAGCUA
This is a messenger RNA of Helicoverpa armigera (cotton bollworm), 1232 nucleotides long. RefSeq names its product retinol dehydrogenase 14. Bases 156 to 1181 code for a protein of 341 amino acids. The record is from RefSeq and is a predicted model, not a curated record. Lineage: Eukaryota; Metazoa; Arthropoda; Insecta; Lepidoptera; Noctuidae. The transcript is spliced from 3 exons.